Molecule: messenger RNA, 670 nt
Organism: Dendronephthya gigantea
Lineage: Eukaryota; Metazoa; Cnidaria; Anthozoa; Malacalcyonacea; Nephtheidae
Product: 50 kDa spicule matrix protein-like
Exons: 6
Coding region: 83-670 (195 amino acids)
Source: RefSeq, a predicted model, not a curated record
ACCUGCAUUAUCGACACGGAAGGACGAACACGAUUCGAUCGAGUAUUAGCUUCUUUUCGACGGAACGCGGCACUCUCACAGGAUGAAGACAACGCCGGCAAUAAUUCUUCUUCCUCUCCUGUUUGCAUUUGCUCUCAGUGAGACAGAGUUGACCAAUACGCAAAAAACAAUAGUGAAUUUUAUAAACUCAAGGGAUAGUAGUGCUGUAGCAGUAAAAAGAAGAUGGAAAGGAAAAAUGUAUUCAAAACUUCGCAAAGACGAAAGUCCUCCACCCACAAACAACCAAUUAGCUCCCAACCAAAAUGAUGGAACAACACCCGCACCUGGAGGUGCCACACAAGCCGCUGGAGGAGGCCCCACAGGGGGAGCAACUGGUCCUACGGGACAACCAUUCCAGUCACAACCGUAUGGCCAAGCAUCUCCCUAUGGUAUGCAACAAGGAUUUGGACAACAGCCAGGCUUUGGUCAGUAUGUCAGCCCCAGGUUUGGUCAGCAGCCAGGUUUUGGUCAGUCCAGUUUUGGUCAGCAGCCAGGUUUUGGUCAACGACCAGGUUUCGGUCACCAACCAGGCUUCGGCCAAAUGCCUGGUGGACACAAAGGAAAAGGUCCAGCCGCAGGCGGCCCACCUCCCGCACAGGGCGGUGCUGGUGGGGGUUGUGAAUGGUCAUGA